This is a messenger RNA of Suillus subaureus, 348 nucleotides long. RefSeq lists its product as uncharacterized. The transcript has 6 exons. The record is from RefSeq and is a predicted model, not a curated record. Lineage: Eukaryota; Fungi; Basidiomycota; Agaricomycetes; Boletales; Suillaceae. The coding region runs from base 1 to 348 and encodes 115 amino acids.
AUGGUCAAGGCGUUCGCCCUCCUUCUAGUUGUCACAAACUGGGUUCUCUCUGUUACCGUAUUAUGGAUGACAGUCCUGGUGCUGUUCCGUGCGAGCGUUAAUGACAACCUUAUUUUGAUCUCGACAGCAGUACUUUUCGCACUUCCACAGAUCAGGGCCAGUAUGCCGGAUUCUCCGCCAUUUGGCGCUUUUAUCGAUAUUGCAGGUUACUUCAUGAAUGUCUGUCUCGUCAGCGUCUGUACUUCAAUUCUCCUCUUCUCGCAAUUACAGUACCAUUAUCAGCCAGUAGUCAAAACAUCGGUCGAAGUAACGCGAUUACAGAGAGCCACUGUUCUUACGGGCAGGUAA